Molecule: messenger RNA, 1999 nt
Organism: Gadus chalcogrammus (walleye pollock)
Lineage: Eukaryota; Metazoa; Chordata; Actinopteri; Gadiformes; Gadidae
Product: histone-lysine N-methyltransferase PRDM9-like
Exons: 9
Coding region: 326-1990 (554 amino acids)
Cellular component (GO): nucleus
Source: RefSeq, a predicted model, not a curated record
UGGUUGUUAGUAGCUUAUACUACCUUUUUAGUCAGUUAGUAGUCAGUAGGAUACUUCCUUACUUAGAUUCAGUAAGUAGUUAUUUGGUUAAAUAUUAAUUGAUCGUAAGUCAGAAAGUUAAAUACUAACUUAUAGUAAGUUAAUAGUAAUAGGUUUUAUACUGCCUUGGUUGUUAAUAGCUUCUAAGCUACCUUUAAGUCAGUUAGUCAUAGUUAAUAUAGUACGUCCUUACAUAUGGUCUGUUUGUUGUAGUAAUAGGUCACAUCCUAACUCAUAUAGUCAGUUGGUAAUAGUUAGCAGGUUACAUCCUAACCUAAAGCCAGUUAUGUCAGCAGGUGCUCGAGUGUGGAAGCCACCAACAGUCAGACAGGGGUCUCUACAACAGCCCAGUACGUCAGAUGCAGUUUCUGUACAGAGUCUCUCAGGGCGGGGCUGGAGUGACCAGGAGGUCUCUGGAGGGCCCACUCCUUCUCAUCCAGAGAUCGACCCCCCCGGAGGAGGAGUAGAGAGGGGCUCUGCAGUCCAGGAGGAGGUCUCAUUGGUUAUCCAUGAACAUAUGAAGGGCUCAAGUGUUUAUUCAAGAGAGACGAACCUGAGAAAUGUUCUCAGAGUUAACUACCAAGAACCGGAAGUACCUAAGGAUGACGACUACUUCUUCUGUGAUGAGUGUAGGACUUUCUUCCUCGAAGAGUGCGAGGUCCACGGUCCUAUCGUCUUCGUGGCUGAUCGCCCCGUUGCUGUCAGAGAGAAAGACCGAGCCAAAAAGACGCUGCCCGCUGGGUUUGAGAUCAGAGAUUCUGGGAUCCCUGGGGCCGGUCUAGGGGUGUUUUACUGUGGAGACGGUGGCCUUCCCAUUGGAACACACUUUGGACCCUACGAAGGACACAGGACAGAUGAAGAGGGAGCCCUGGAGAGUGGAUACUCCUGGGAGAUCUACAAGAGCAGACACAAUGAUUACAUUGAUGCAAAGAGAGAGACACUUUCUAACUGGAUGAGCAACAUUUUCAGCACUGCAAUGCUUGGGAUGACACUGGAGAUGGAAGAAUCUGACCUGCUGAUCUCGAGGGAGCAGAGCUCUUGGUCUGGUAUGGGGACGAAUACGCCAGACAUCUGGGAAUCGGAUUUGAUCGACUGGAACAACGAGAGCUCUACUAAAGGAGGGAGAUCCCAGCUGACACCAGCACAGGCUUUCCCCUGUCCCGAGUGUCCGUACUCCUACACGUCUCAGAUCUUCCUCCACAAACAAAUGAAGAGGAGCCAUGGCGACCUGUACGGCCGACUGCUGAGGAGUGGAGAAAUCAAGGUGGAGCCUAGUCUCCUCCCAUACGUCGCAGCCUCCUAUCAAGAACCGAUCGGAGCCUCCCCGGGAACCGUCCAAAGCACGAGCGAGAUUCCAGCAGAAGGAGCCGGACAACACAGAUGUGAGAAGUGCAGUAAAACCUUUAGUCGCCCUCGUAGUCUGAAGAGACACCAGCGCAUCCACAUGGGAGAGAAACCAUACCACUGUAAACAGUGUGGGAAAACAUUUAGACAAUCUAGUGAUCUGACGGUACACCAGCGCAUCCACACAGGAGAGAAACCAUACCACUGUAAACAGUGUGGGAAAACGCUUAGUCAGUCAGGUGAUCUGAAGAAACACCAGCGCAUCCACACAGGAGAGAAACCAUACCACUGUAAACAGUGUGGGAAAACAUUUAGUCAAUCUGGUCAUCUGGAGAGACACCAGCGCAUCCAUACAGGAGAGAAACCAUACCACUGUAAACAGUGUGGGAAAACAUUUAGUCACUCUGGUGAUCUGAAGAAUCACCAGCGCAUCCACACGGGAGAAAACCAUACCACUGUCAGAAGUGUGGGAAAACAUUUAGUCGAUCUGGUCAUCUCAAGAGACACCAACAACUUCACAGAGGAGUCUCCACCCAAACAACCAUGUGAAGAAACUAAAUGGUUCCCAGACAUCAAAUCAAACAUGGUUCUUGCUGUUAUAUGUUAAAAGGGCACA